Messenger RNA from Fibroporia radiculosa, 936 nucleotides. RefSeq lists its product as uncharacterized. Gene Ontology annotation, molecular function: nucleotidase activity. The coding region runs from base 1 to 936 and encodes 311 amino acids. The record is from RefSeq and is a predicted model, not a curated record. The transcript has 6 exons. NCBI's taxonomy places the organism in Eukaryota, Fungi, Basidiomycota, Agaricomycetes, Polyporales, Fibroporiaceae.
AUGCACUUCUCCCGCUCACUGCCCACCCGUUUUGCACUUCUUUGUAUCUCCACCGUCUGCGGGAGGAACCUUAUCCUCACCAAUGACGAUGGCUGGGCGGAUGCGCAGAUUCGUGCUCAGUAUACAGAGUUGACGGAGGCAGGAUACGAUGUCGUCCUUUCUUGUCCCGCGGAAAACAUGUCUGGGACCGGUUCUGAUACUGCAACCCCGACGACGCUCGCCGAGGCCUGUGAGUACGAUACGUGCCCCGUAGGCUCUCCUCCGGAAGGCUUCAAUGCGAGCAAUACUCACCUGAACUACGUCAAUGCCUAUCCUGUGGAUGCAGUGCGCUACGGCAUUCAGACCCUGGCACCAAAAUUCUUCCACUCAAAACCAGACUUCGUGGUGAGCGGGCCAAACAUUGGAAAUAACCUCGGGACUGUAGUUCUCAUAUCUGGCACAGUUGGUGCUGCCUGCGAAGCGGCCAAAGAAGGCAUUCCAGCCACGGCGUUCUCUGGUGGCACUGGUUCACAAGUUUCGUACACCACACUCGAGAGCGACCCCACCGCCUCAUCGUCCGAGUCGUCCUGGGUCUACGCCGAGCUUACCACACACUACACCAACACUAUACUGGAGUUUGAUCUUCCGAUCCUCCCUCUCCUCCCAGAAGGCGUCAUCGUGAGCGUCAACUACCCAGAUAUCAACAGCUGCCCGUCCGCGAGCGACUAUAAGUGGGUCUUCUCGCGCAACCUGGCGAGCUCGGAAGGAACGGAUCUGUGGACGUGUGGGAGUUCGACGCUACCCGCGGAAAGUGACGUUGUCGCUGCAGACGGCUGCUAUUCGAGCGUGUCAGUACUGAACGCGACGACCAAGACAGAUGUCGACGCACUCACCCAGGCGGAGGUUUAUGCUAGGCUGCUGACUCUUCCAUUCACUUGCUUGCCUGGCUCAUCGUGA